CAACAAACAAGUUAAAAUAAUUUAUUGUCUAAAUUAGUGCCACCAGCAGAAGUGUGUAUUAAAAAUAAAACAGUUUAAUAAUAGUGUUAUAAAAAUAGUUUUCAAAAAGUUUCUGUUUUGUCGCAGUGACACUUAAAUAAUAUUAAAGGAAACUAAAAAGUAAUUAAAGAAACUUAACUAUGGCCUCACAUAAACUAUAAUAAAAAAUAACACCAAUCCUCCAACAAACGUAGAACAUACCCCAGCCAAAGUAUCGAAAACAUACAACGAAAACGAAGAAAAUCUACGAGAUUUAAACGAAAUAUUAGUAGUCAAUCAUACACCUACGACAAGCAUAUCUGUAUCUGUAAAUAAUUCUAAAAAUUUAGCAACAAUUCAUAACAACAAUGAAGUCAUGUCAACAACAAAACCAACGACAACAAUACCAACUAAUCAAACAGCACCAAUUGCACGUGAAGAAGAUGCCGAAGAAGAAAUCGAAGAAACAACGUUUGAGGAGCAACAUAAGCGCAACAACGAAAUGAUACCAAAAUCUGUAGGAGAAGAGUAUGAGCAACACUACCAAGUGAUCAAUGAAAUGGCGGUGCGUCGUAGUGUUGGCGGUGGUAGUAAAUCAUCGCGUGUACGUAAUUAUUUGAAAAAAUGUAAAGAUCGCUGGUUGGCAGUUGGUUUGCAUAAUCAAAUGCAAGAAUAUCACAAUAAUACAGGUCAUGAUCCAAAAUCAACAAUGUCUACAAUAAAUGAGCUAGAUGUCAGUCAAGACUUGGGGCCAAAAACAGAAACAACAUCAGCUAAAGUAACGGAUUUUCCAAACAAUAGAUUGUCUUCAUUGGGUGGUGCUAGUGAGUCCGUCAACAAAGGUAGUUCCACUAAUUGUGCCCUUGGGAAUGUGAUGAAAAUGGAAGACGAAAAUAAUGUUGACGAUGACGACGACGAUGACGACGACGAUGAUGAUGACGUUGUUGAUGAAUCGUAUGAAGAUAUUGAUUUUGGUCUAGGUUCUGCAUUAACUAAAACAGCAGCAGGAACAACAAAGAAAAUUACAAAACAAGCUCGCAGUCGUAAUACUUCAACAAACAUAAAUGUUGUUGGAAAUUCUGUUCAAAUUGAAACACGACAGGAAAAGAAACAUUUAAAGUCAAUGGCCCAACAACAAAAACAACAAGAGCAUGACCACGAUAAUAUGGAUGAUGAUGAAAAACAUGUAGAACAAUUAGUAGAUUCUAAACAAAUGGAGUCUCAUAUUGCUGCUCUGAUUGACAGGCAUCUUGCAUGCAUUUAUCCCGUCUUUACUCAAACAACACGUGCAGUUUUAAUACGUGAGGCACGUGACGUUCUCGUGAAGAUCUAUCACGGUUGUUUGACAACAUUUGAACGGCAAUUCCUAUGUAAAUUUACAGAGAUCGCUGUCAUGCUAAAGGAACGUCAUCGUGUCGGUGAG
Molecule: messenger RNA, 1441 nt
Organism: Lucilia sericata (common green bottle fly)
Lineage: Eukaryota; Metazoa; Arthropoda; Insecta; Diptera; Calliphoridae
Exons: 3
Source: RefSeq, a predicted model, not a curated record